AAAUUUUCUUUUCGAACAAGGGUCGCCGCGAAGCAACGAAAAACAGAGGUUAAGAACGGACGGGGGAACAUUCAGAAACCUUCACCGUUUUUCUUCAGAUUUUCCUUUUAUUGAUUCGUGGGAUUCUUUUUAAAGGUGGAAUUUCUUCAGGUUUUGGGUAUGGAUGUGGAUAUCAUACGAUUUUCGAUGUGGGUUUGAUUCGUUCAUCGCAUUUGCCUAGAUGGGGAUAAGUUCAAAGGCCGAAGGGCCUUCAACCCCGGCUCUUCGACGAGACCCAUAUGAGGUAUUGUCUGUUUCCAGGGAUUCUACAGAUCAGGAAAUCAAGACUGCAUAUAGGAAACUCGCGCUCAAGUAUCAUCCUGAUAAGAAUGUUGGGAAUCCUGAGGCUACAGAACUGUUCAAGGAGGUUGCUUAUUCUUACAACAUUUUAUCUGAUCCAGAGAAGAGAAGGCAGUAUGACACUGCAGGAUUUGAGGCCAUUGAUGUGGAAGGCUCAGAUAUGGAAAUUGACUUGUCCAAUUUGGGCACUGUCAAUACCAUGUUUGCUGCUUUAUUCAGCAAGUUGGGUGUCCCCAUUAAGACUGCAAUAUCUGCCAUUGUUCUUGAGGAAGCUCUGAAUGGAACUGUGACCAUUAGACCUCUUCCCAUUGGAACAUCAGUCAGUGGAAAGGUAGAUAAACAGUGUGCUCACUUCUUUGGUGUCACAAUCAAUGAACAACAAGCUGCAGCAGGCAUUGUUGUCAGAGUUACUUCCACUGCUCAAAGCAAAUUUAAGCUGCUAUAUUUUGAGCAAGAUACCAAUGGGGGUUAUGGUUUAGCCUUACAGGAGGAUAGUGAGAAGACAGGCAAGGUUACAUCUAUUGGGAUGUAUUUUCUUCAUUUUCAAGUAUACAAGAUGGAUUCAACUGUUAACGCGUUGGCCAUCGCCAAGGACCCUGAGGCUGCUUUUUUCAAGAGGUUGGAAGGCCUUCAGCCUUGUGAGGUUUCAGAACUAAAAGCUGGAACUCAUAUAUUUGCUGUCUAUGGUGAUAACUUCUUCAAGCCCGCAACGUACACAAUCGAAGCGAUUUGUGCGAAAUCAUAUGAAGAAACAACAAAGAAGCUUAAAGAAAUCGAAGCACAAAUUUUAACAAAGAGAAACGAAUUACGUCAAUUCGAAAUUGAAUAUAGGAAGGCACUUGCACGCUUUCAUGAAGUUACCAACCGAUACGCUCAGGAAAAACUAUCCGUCGACGAACUUCUAAAAAACCGAGAUACCGUUCACUCUUCUUUCACCGUCUGCAGACCAGCGAACCAUAACGACACCGGUUUAGGUAAUGGAAAGGUUGAUGAUUCAAAAGCUUACACUUCUGGGGAAGAUGGGGGCUCAGAUGGGAAGGAAAAACCUACCAAGAAGAAAUGGUUUAAUCUAAAUCUGAGAUCAGACAAGAAGCUCGGUUGAGAUCAGAACGGGACGUUUUGAGUCCAUCGAACCGUGUCGUUUGUUGUGAGUUGCCUGAUAAUACUGUUUGCUGUAUCUACAAUAUGGGAUUUUGAAGGAGAGGUACACUAUAAAACAUGUGUAUUUAUGCCAUUGUGUUUAUGAUUGUAUUGAGUGACUUGCUCAGUUCUCAAGAACAUUCUGGCUGAGUUAUAUAUCUUUCAGUUUCAUUAGUGGUAAUAAAUUUGUUUAUUUGGUUUGUGAUGAAAA
Molecule: messenger RNA, 1690 nt
Organism: Cucurbita moschata (crookneck pumpkin)
Lineage: Eukaryota; Viridiplantae; Streptophyta; Magnoliopsida; Cucurbitales; Cucurbitaceae
Product: chaperone protein dnaJ 15
Exons: 11
Coding region: 221-1441 (406 amino acids)
Source: RefSeq, a predicted model, not a curated record